Molecule: messenger RNA, 343 nt
Organism: Amoebophrya sp. A120
Lineage: Eukaryota; Dinophyceae; Syndiniales; Amoebophryaceae
Source: the annotation of a GenBank genome assembly
GUCGCGCAACCCUCGGCCGCGCCGACGUCCACCGCGUUGAAUGUCGCACCGGAAGAACCAGCUGAGCGCGACGCAGUAAACUUGUUCGAGCGGAGCCUGCGCGACGAGAUGUUCGAAGGCGACACCGGCGGAGACGAGGUGCGGAGCUCGGUUCACUCGGUGAAGUCCGGGAAGAGCAGAACUAGCAGUCGCUUCGGGAACCUGGGCUUAGCCGAGUCUCUACGCGCACAUGAUAAAAGGAACCACGAUCGGCGAUUCAAUUACCGGAGGCUCAAACAGCUCCAAAGUGACGCCACGAGUUCCCACUCGGGCAUUUCAGGUGCCACUUCUACCGCACCGGGGG